This is a messenger RNA of Lolium rigidum, 1449 nucleotides long. RefSeq names its product putative B3 domain-containing protein Os06g0632500. The record is from RefSeq and is a predicted model, not a curated record. Lineage: Eukaryota; Viridiplantae; Streptophyta; Magnoliopsida; Poales; Poaceae. Gene Ontology annotation, molecular function: DNA binding. The coding region runs from base 1 to 1449 and encodes 482 amino acids. The transcript is spliced from 7 exons.
AUGAUGUUGCACUGGAUGCGCGGCUACUACCUGCUGCUGCAGUCUGUGCUCAAUUGGCAUUCUGUGAACAUGACAAAUGCGACCUGGGCGUGGGAUAUACUAGCAGUAUUCCUUCGGUUGCAUUUUGAGCGUCCACAGUCCACACGGCUUUGCGUGGCCGCCCACCGUGACCUCUCCUCGGAGACUCCAACCGGCGCAUCGCCGGUCCGUCCGUCCGUCUCGUACUACUCUCCUUCUCUGCCUUUACCUGCUGUCUUCACAAGCACAGCACCGACCACCACACUGUGCCGGAGGAGCAGGGACGAGCUCGCUCUCACCAAGCAUGGCAAACUCCGCCCGCCCCCCGCGGCUCAACGCGUUCCGGCGGAGUUCGCGGCGCGCCUCGAGCCCGGCGCCGGGGAGGAGGAGGCGGAGGUGACCGUGCUGGGCCCGGUCGGCAAGGUCUGGCGCGUGGAGCUGCGCUGGCAGGACGGCGCGUGCUGGCUGGGCAACGGCUGGGCGAAGCUCACCGCCGCGCUCGGCAUCGCCGCGGGAUGGUCCGUCGUGCUGCGGCGCGAGCGGCGCGGGGUAGCCACCCUCAGCGCGUUCGACCCUGGCCGAUGCCUCGCGCGCCUCUGCACCCCACACGCAGGUGAUUCUUCUACGCACAGCGUGACGUGCAAGAACAGGCCUCGGUUCAUCAAGUUGCUCGAACAGGAUGACCUGGAGAAGAUGAGAAUCCCUAAUAAGUUUGUGCAGCAGCACCUCACGCAAGCUGGAAGUUGCAUAAGCAGCCAGAACGCCAUGAUCUUUUGCCCUCUACGCAAGUUCUGGCGAGUCAAGCUAGACCAUGGUCACUCGGAUGUGCUGCACGGAGACGAUUGGCCGCGGUUCGUGACAGCGCAUGAUCUCUCCGAAGGGAACAUCCUGCUGUUCAGGUAUGAAGGUAACAUGGUGCUUUCAGUCGAGGUGUUCCUACGGAAUGGGUGUCUCAAGGAGUACCAUACAACACUUGCUCUGUGUACAACUGAUGGUGCAAGGGGGCCAAGCUCUGCACUCCCACAAAGUGGCAAGCGCCCUGUAGUUGCACCUUUCAGCAAGAAAAGGAAGAACGACAAAAACGUGGUUUACGCUAUUUCUGCGCCGGUCCGGCCGCAGAGCAAACCUGCUGCCAUUUUGCCAAGGGAGUCUUUCACAAAGGAGAUCAACAACUAUGCUCUUACUAAAUACUUAGCUGUGAAAGGGACCUUUUGCGCAUCAAUUGGUCUUGUAGGAGCAUGCACAAUCCAACUUAAAACAUCCAUGAACAACACAAGAUCUUGGCCAGUAGCUUUUAACAUCACCAAGACCUACGGCUACAUAAGGGGAAAAGGUUGGCAAAGGUUUUGCAGAGACAACGAGGUUGAAGAAGGUGACCGUUGCAUCUUCAAGGCUAUUGAAAAAAUGGUCUGGCUUGUUCUGAUCAAGUGA